UCCAAAAACCCUAAGAAAUCUACCAUGACUGGGAUGAGCACAAGAAUCAUGAAUCAAAAUCAUUCUUUUCUUCUCCUUCUAGGAAGAAGAGAAACGAUCUUACCUUCCACUUCUCAAUUUCUUCCUUUUCACAGAAUCUACUGCAAGUAUUUUCGUUCUUCUUCAGACCAUGAAGCACAAAAUCAGCAAAAUCAGCAUGUUUAUGAAGGAUCUCCUUCAAUUGGGUCGCCAUCAAGAGUUCAAAAGCUCAUCGCCUCACAAACAGAUCCGCUUCUUGCUAAAGAAAUUUUCGAUUUAGCCUCACGCCAACCUAAUUUUCAUCACUCAUAUGCAUCAUUUCAUACCCUCAUUCUCAAAUUGGGUAGGUCCUGUCAAUUCUCUCUAAUGCAAGAUGUUCUAUCUCUUCUCAAGGUUAAAUCUUAUCAUUACCCUUCAAUCCCUUCGUCUCUUUUCUCCCACAUUAUUCAAAUGUAUGGAGAUGCUAAGUUACCGGACAAAGUCUUAAAAACCUUUUAUACAAUCCUCGAAUUCAACAUCAAGCCAACUCACAAGCAUUUGAAUUCCAUCCUUCAAAUCCUCGUUACCCAUCGAGAAAACUAUCUUAGACCAGCCUUUGACCUCUUUAAAUCCGCUCCUCGUUAUGGGGUAUUUCCCGAUACUCAAUCUUACAACAUUUUGAUACAAGCUUUCUGUUUGAAUGAUGAUUUGAGCAUUGCAUAUGCACUGUUUGGUAAAAUGCUAAAGAGAGACGUCCUCCCAGAUGUUGAAUCUUAUCACAUCUUAAUUAUCGCGUUUUGUAGGAAGAGUCAAGUGAAUAAAGCAGUGGAAAUGUUGGAAGAUAUGUUGAACAAAGGGUUUGUUCCUGAUUUGUUAAGUUACACAACUUUAUUGAACAGUUUGUGUAGGAAGAAGAAGCUAAAAGAGGCUUACAAGCUUCUUUGUAAGAUGAAAAUGAAGGGUUGUAAACCGGAUAUUGUACAUUACAAUACUGUUAUCAUUGGCUUCUGCAGGGAAGGUCGUUCUCACGAUGCUUGUAAAGUAUUGGAGGAUAUGAUCUCGAAUAAGUGUCUACCGAAUUUGGUUUCUUAUCGAGCUUUAGUUGGUGGGCUAUGUAAUCAGGGUAUGUAUGCUGAAGCAAAGAGUUACAUGGAGGAAAUGCUUUCUAAAGGAUAUUCUCCCCACUUUUCCGUUGUACAUGCAUUAGUAAGAGGUUAUAUUAAUGGAGGGAAGAUCGAAGAAGCUUGUGUUUUUCUAGAGAAUAUGUUAGCCAAAGGAGUAAUUCCACAUGUGAACACUUGGAUUGAGAUUGUUUCAAGGAUUUGUGAGGUGGAUGAGUCUAUUAGAAUGGGGAAUGGUUUAGAAGAGGUUUUGAAGGUGGAGAUAGGACCCAACACAAGAAUAGUCGACGCAGCUUCCGGUUUGGAGAAUUACCUGAUUUCGAAGGUACAACGAGUAAAGCCUCGGGUUGCUUGAAAGUGUCAUGUUUUUCAUUCUUCUCUGAGAUCAGGGUUUUUUCCUUGAAGAAGUCUAGCACAACAUUCCACUGCCAUGAUCUUCCAUUUCAAUUCAAGGUGCAUUCAGUGAGGAUCAAACUUUAAGAAUCCUAUCACUUGAGCUACAAUGUGUGGGUGAUUUGCAGGUAUUUUUGUUGUGCCAAUUUAAUAGGCUUUAUGUUAGGGAUGCACAUAGAGGCUAACAUUGUUGAGAUUUUUUUUUGUAUUGGCUUAUCUACUAAUAUUAUGUUGUUGGUUAACUUU
Impatiens glandulifera is the source of this 1757-nucleotide messenger RNA. Its product is annotated as pentatricopeptide repeat-containing protein At4g01400, mitochondrial. Bases 25 to 1473 code for a protein of 482 amino acids. The transcript has a single exon. Gene Ontology annotation, molecular function: protein binding. The record is from RefSeq and is a predicted model, not a curated record. NCBI's taxonomy places the organism in Eukaryota, Viridiplantae, Streptophyta, Magnoliopsida, Ericales, Balsaminaceae.